AAUCCUUCCCCCUCUGCAAUUCCGGACAGGAACCCUUUUUAAUUUCUUCUAAAUUGAGGCGUAGGACCAAUUUCGCCAACACAAUCCGGAAUGGUCAACAUGGCGGCCGCCGUAAGGUGCCUCGGUAGAGUCUUGAUACAUCAUCAAAAGCAUGGUCUUUCCAAGAUGGCUUAUCAGACACCUCUUUAUCCUUGUUCUGUAUAUGUUCAGGUGCCCAGCAGACAUUUUGCUGCUGCUACAAAGCCUGCAAAGAAAACAAAAAAAGGUGUGAAAGACAAAGCAUCAGAUGAGAAAAAAGAUGAGAUAGAAAAAAUAAAGUCAUACUCCUUUAUGGAAGGCGAACCUGAGGAUGAUGUCUACUUAAAGCGCUUAUAUCCAAGACAGAUAUAUGAGGUGGAGAAAGCUAUUCAGUUACUUAAGAAAUUUCAAACUCUGGACUUUACUAAUCCAAAGCAAGGUGUUUAUCUUGAUUUGACACUGGAUAUGGCACUGGGGAAAAAGAAAAAAGUGGAGCCAUUUGCCAGUGUUCUUCGUUUUCCAUACCCAUUCAUUUCAGAAAUCAAUAAAGUUGCUGUAUUUACAGGGAAUGCAUCAGAGAUUAAAAUAGCAGAAGAAAAUGGAGCUGCAUUUGCAGGAGGAAUUAAUCUAAUUCAGAAGAUUUUGGAUGAUGAAAUUCAAUCAGACUUUUAUGUAGCUGUUCCAGAAAUAAUGCCCGAGCUUAAUCCAUUAAAGAAAAAGCUGAAAAAAAGAUUUCCAAAACUAACUCGAAAUUCCAUUGGCCGUGACAUCCCCAAAAUGCUUGAAUUAUUUAAAACUGGACAUGAAAUUAAGGUAGAUGAAGAAAGGGAGAACUUUCUCCAGACCAAAAUAGCAACACUGGAUAUGCUAAGUAACCAGAUAGCUGCGAAUCUGCAAGCAGUCAUCAGUGAAGUUUGUAAGCACAGACCACUCAGUUUGGGACCUUUCGUGGUACGAGCUUUCCUUCGUACUUCAACAAGUGAAGGUUUGUUACUAAAGAUCAAGCCAUUGUUGCCUAAAGAAGUAGAAACCGAAGAAAGUAACAAAGAAGAUGCCUAACAAUGUGAUAUUUUGAAAUUAUUUUCAGUGGAUUAAGAAGCAACAAAGAAAAUUAUAAAACUGUAUAUAAUUUCUACA
Neomonachus schauinslandi (Hawaiian monk seal) is the source of this 1155-nucleotide messenger RNA. RefSeq names its product mitochondrial ribosomal protein L1 (gene MRPL1). Bases 91 to 1077 code for a protein of 328 amino acids. Gene Ontology annotation, biological process: translation. Gene Ontology annotation, cellular component: mitochondrion; large ribosomal subunit. Gene Ontology annotation, molecular function: structural constituent of ribosome; RNA binding. Lineage: Eukaryota; Metazoa; Chordata; Mammalia; Carnivora; Phocidae. The transcript has 9 exons. The record is from RefSeq and is a predicted model, not a curated record.